Cheilinus undulatus (humphead wrasse) is the source of this 1882-nucleotide messenger RNA. RefSeq names its product GDNF family receptor alpha 4a (gene gfra4a). Bases 748 to 1842 code for a protein of 364 amino acids. Lineage: Eukaryota; Metazoa; Chordata; Actinopteri; Labriformes; Labridae. The record is from RefSeq and is a predicted model, not a curated record. Gene Ontology annotation, molecular function: signaling receptor activity. Gene Ontology annotation, cellular component: signaling receptor complex; external side of plasma membrane. Gene Ontology annotation, biological process: nervous system development. The transcript is spliced from 11 exons.
UCUACAGGUGGGCCAAAAGUUUGACGAAGCAACGUAAAGUUGGAGUAAAACGUCCUUUCCGGAAGUGUGGUUUAAGGAAAUGGAUACCAUAUUUAAUAGGCCUCUUUAUAGACAAAUAUCCGGGAUGUAAAGGACGACGCGGUGAGAACAAUGGAGGCUAACGGCGUUGGAGUCCUUGUAUUGUUAAUCAGAAGUUGCUGAUGGAUGCAGGGUGAAGCCACGCAGAUAUUCUGGAUUUAAUGACUUCCGUGGAUGUGUCUACCUUCCCUGGAUAUUUGAGGAAUAUAUCUUCUCACAACCAGUAGGAUUAAUCACAUCAGGAGCCAUAAGACAAACCAUAAAGACUGUGGAAGCUUGGAUCAUCUGUCUCCUGCAGGUGCUGACAUUUUGCUCCAGUGACAGCGUUUGGAGCCACAGGGGAGCAGGUCUCUUCCCCAAGGGCGGCGUUGUGAGAACUCUGUCAUCUCUGGCAGCAGAAGCCUUGUACACUCUGCACAUCUCUGUGUCAGAUUGCGAGCAGCCCCCCAUCUGGCGCCGAGUCGCGGAGUGUCACUAAAUGAACAGACGUCAAGUUGCUGAGUCCCACGUUUGGCUCUCUCUGCAGGCGGGAGGGACUGCCUGAAAGCCGGAGACACCUGCUCCAGCGAUGACACCUGCAGUCCACGACUGCGCACCCUCAGGCAGUGUGUGGCGGGGGACGGCAGUGUGAAGCUGGGGCCCGGGGCGCGAAACCAGUGUGAGAAUGCCAUGACGGCACUGCUGUCCACCCCUCUGCAUGGCUGCCAAUGUAAACGAGGCAUGAAGAAGGAGAAGAACUGCCUGAGCAUCUACUGGAGUCUGCAUCAGUCUGUGCUGCACGGACUCAGCCUGGUGGAAAGCUACCCGUACGAACCAGAAGAGAGGGGCUCCGACUACGUUCGUCUGGCCUCCAUCGCCGCUGAGUCAGAAGUUACGACAGUGAACCGCUGCCUGGAUGCCGCCAAGGCGUGUAACAUCGAUGAGACGUGUCAGAAGCUUCGUACCGAGUAUGUCUCCUCCUGCAUCCAGCCGUCAGUCCGCUCGGGGCCCUGUAACCGGCCGAAGUGCAACAAGGCGCUGAGGAAAUUCUUUGACCGGGUUCCCCCCGACUACACCCACGAGCUGCUGUUCUGCCCUUGCACCGACACGGCCUGUGCGGAGCGCCGCAGGCAAACCAUCGUGCCCUCCUGCUCCUACGAGGACAAGGAGAAGCCCAACUGUCUGGCUCAGCUGAGGAUAUGCAAAGCAGACUACGUGUGCAGGUCUCGCUGGGCACAGUUCCAGUAUGAUUGCCAACCUUCAGAGGACAGCGCCAGUGGCUGCAAGCAGGAGAACUAUGGAGCAUGUCUACUCGCAUACACCGGCCUGAUAGGAAGCACAAUAACUCCCAACUACCUUGACAACUCCACAUCCAACGUGGGACCCUGGUGCUCAUGUGCGGCAAGCGGCAACCACAGGGAGCAUUGCAACGACUUCCUCGUUUUUUUCCACGACAAUAUCUGCCUGAAAAAUGCCAUCCAGGCCUUCGGGAACGGAUCGGACGUGAAAACGGGCCAGCCCGGGAUGCCCAGUCCAGCCUCGGACAACCAGAUCCCACACUCCGCAACCACCGCCCCGGGCAUCUCCAUGGAAACAGAGCAGAACAUUCUGAGAGCACAGAUACCUACUCAGGUAAACGAGAACGACAGAUUGUGGGGCGACGAGGAUGACUCCACCCUUCCCUCUCCGGGCCUGUCGGACCGCGGAGCCGAGCCCGUCUGCCUCUCUCUGCCGCUGCUGCUGGGCCUGGGUUGGCUGUUUGGCCUGAUCCUCUCCGACCAAUAAGAGGCCUCGCUCACCUGGCCUCCACGGACAAAACUCCAGA